AUGUUUUUACUUUUAACCGGCUUUUCUCUCUCCGUAGAGAAGCAGCUCCUCAACCACACAUUUGAAGUCAGAGGAGACUACUCCUAUGAGACAUAUUCCUAUGAAGAAAACUUCGAAGCUACAAACUCUUAUGAUUUUGACUUUGAUUUAGACGUUAACGAAGGUGAAUAUGAAUACAGAACAUACUACAGACCAAGUUACGAAAGCAACAAUUUCAUUUAUGAAUAUGAUGAGAAUUAUUAUUAUCCAGAAUACGAAAGCAACUACAUCGAAUACGUCGAUGACCCAGAAUCUAACGAUAUCGAGUACUUCGAUGAUGAAUACGAAUCCAACGACUACGAAUAUGCUUUUGAAACAAAUUUCAAGGCACCAAAAGUAGUUAGAAGAGCUGCUUCCGCUGUCAGAAGAGCUGCUGCUCCAGUUCGUCGUGCUGUCCCAGUCCGCAGACCAGCUCCAGUUAGAAAACCAGCUCCAGUCCGUAGACCAGCUCCAGUUCGCCGUGCUGCUCCAGUUAGAAAGCCAGCCCCAGUCCGCAAGCCAGUCCAGGCUAUUAAGAAGGCUGUUGCCAAGGCUCCAAUUCGCAGACCAGUACAAGCUGUCAAGAAGGCCGUUGCUAAGGCUCCAGUCAAAGCAAUUAAGAGGACAGUCUCACAUCCAGUAAGAGCCGUCAAGAAGGCCGUUGUUCAUAAGACAACUCCAAUUCGUCAUCCAAUUCAAACAGCAAAGAAGGUUGUUGCACGUGCUCCAACACCAAUCCGCCAUCCAGUACAAACAACCAAGAAGGCCGCUACAACAGCUAUUCGUUCUGCCCAGAAAACAGUCAAAUCCGCUCAAAAGGCUACUUCCCAUGCUGUCCGCACAGCACAGAAGGCCACAGCCCAGAAGGUCCACUCCGUACAGAAGGCUGCUGCUCGUACAGCUCAAACAGCCAAAAAGGCCGCUGUCAAAUCCAUCAAAUCUGCCCAAAAGUCAACAUCUCAUGCCAUCCAUUCCGCCCAGAAAGCCACAGGCAAGGCCGUUCAUGCCACAAAGAGAACAGCCGCUCAUGCCGGAAAAGUUGCCCAUCAUUACAUCAGAUCACGCUAUGUUCCACACGACAAAGUCACUGUCAAGAGGAAAUUCGUUGACAUUCCAGGCGGCAAGGAAUUAGUUACAGAGAAAACCAUCAAAUCCCCAGGUGGCAAGAUCACAAAGCAGAGGUCAUUGACAGAUUUCACACUCCACGGUGUCAAGCGCACAACAACAAAGACAAUCAAGGACAAGACAUCUACAAAGACGUCAGUCACCAAAUCAGGCUUGUCCACAGAUUUAAUUGGUGUUGAACGCAAGGCCACAAAGGUCACACGCCAAAAGGAUGGAACAACAAGAACAACAAAGACAGAACAAGAUUUCUCAACAACAAAAGGUGCCGUUUUAGAUGGUCAAACCACUUUCAGAACAAAGAAGGGCCAGACACAUACAGUCCGUGGUGGAUUGUCAUUGACAGACAAAGGACUCAAGGGUGACACAUCAUACGAAUACUCCAAGAAGAAGGGAGAUUCCCACAAGAUCGGAUUAGAUGCAAAAGUUGAUACAGAAGGUAUCACAGGAAAAGCUGAUUACACAAGAAAGACAAAGAAACAAACAACAACAGUCGGUAUCCACGGAGGCGCUACAUUAGAGAAAGGAAUCCACGUAGGCGGUCAUGGAAAGCACAGACAAAUGACUAAGCAUGGAUAUGUAGAACACUCAGCAAGUAUGACUUUAGGUGAUCAUUACGUAGAUGCUGAUUAUGGAAAAGUGACAAAGAAAGGUAACAAGAAAGACACAUUCAAAAUUGGUGGUGCCGUUGGCGCAACAACAGUUAAAGGCCAUGUUGAAAAAAUGAAGGAAGACAAGAAGGGAAAGCACGGAUUCAAAGUUUCCGGCGGUGUUUCCAAGGAAGGUGUUGAUGGAGAACUUUCUCUUAAGGAUGGAAAGAAAGAUUUCACAGUAAAGGGUGCUGCUGGAAAGAAGGGAGUUUCAGGUGAAUUCACAGCUAAGGAUGAUAAGAAGGGUAUCUCUGUACAAGCUGAAGCUUCAAAGAAAAAAGUUGGUGGAAAAGUGACAGGAACAUAUGGAGAUCACGAAGUUACUGUUGGAGGAAGUGUUGGAAAGAAGGUUAAGGGUGAAAUUUCUUACAAGCACGGAAUGGUUAAGGUAGGAAAGAAGUCUCCAGGAGAUCACGCUGCUCCAAAGACAGCACCAAAGCAUGCUGCUCCAAAGACAGCUGUAAAACCAUCUGCUCCAAAGCAUGCUGCUCCAAAGACAAAGCCAAAGCAUGCUGCUCCAUGGCCAAUCAAGCCAAAGGCUCCAGCUUAUCAGCCAAAGCAUGCUGCUACAACUCGUAGAGUUGCAUCAAAGGCAAGAUAA
Trichomonas vaginalis G3 is the source of this 2391-nucleotide messenger RNA. RefSeq lists its product as uncharacterized. NCBI's taxonomy places the organism in Eukaryota, Parabasalia, Trichomonadida, Trichomonadidae. The coding region runs from base 1 to 2391 and encodes 796 amino acids. The transcript has a single exon. The record is from RefSeq and is a predicted model, not a curated record.